GUGUUACGUGAAUGAAGACAAUACCUGCCUAGUGGGAAGCCGCUUAGGGGAGGGGACAAAUGCAGGCAGUGAGGCUGACGCCGGGUGGUGUUGACGGUCGCCUUGGUUUCGGGUGAACGUGCUGUCUGUCGCCCACGAGCGAUAUCUCGUUCGGCCCUUUCCUCCAACAUCUUCAUCCACUCUCAGCAGUGGGAGACGUCCGCUCAUUUGUCCUUCACUCUUUUCCCUUCCCGGUCCUAUCCUAAACAAAAACCCUUAUACAAUCCGUCUCAGAAGGCCCAGUGAGUUUUCUCCCCGCUUUUUGUCUUUCAAGACGCGUCUUGUUGCACUCCAUUCCUUUCCUUCCCUUGUGGCUGGUCCUUCUGUACUGCUGGCUUCGGUCAUCAACGUUCUCUCAUUCGUGCACGGUCCUUGACGGACCCACUUCUGCCAGGCUAACACACAUUUCGUCAGUCAGGAAUCCCCCUUCCACCCCUUCCGCAACGAGCAUUUUUCGAUAUCCACCAUGUUCGUGCUCAAACCCAGAAGGAUCGCUCUUACGCUCUUUUGCUCCCUCGCGGUCCUCCUUGCCCUCACCUCAGUUGCCGAGGCAAACUCCCUUAACGCUCCUCAGGCCAGAGAUCAUGUUGUGCUCAAUCGUAUGAUGAAGAAACGUGCCUUCCCCUUCCUUGUCGAUCCAGCCCCUGACCCUCCCAGUGAUGAUCCUACACCUACGAGUACAGGAAGUACCGUGUCUCCCACUGUCAGCAGUGUUUCGUCGACUGUAACAUCCUCUGUUGAGUCCUCAUCAGUGUCUGAAACCUCUUCGUCUGUUUCUGCAUCAUCUGUUUCAUCGGCGGCGGCCUCUAGCACGGCUUCAAGUGUCAGUAGCAGCGCGUCCAGCAGUAGCGUAUCCGAGUCUUCGUCUGUCGCUACCACCUCUUCGUCGGUUGAGACGACUUCUUCUGCAUCUCCCACUCCUACCCCUACCCCCACUGAGGCAGCUGUGACAUCCCCGCCUGCUGAAACCCCCGCCACGACAGAUUCUUUCCGUCCCGUUUCUCGAGUUACCUCGACUGUCACCGACGCAGCUCCCAGUGAAACCAGUGCUGCCGCUCAAGCUGCCGCCGCCGCCGCCUCGUCGUCCAAGGUUACAAAGACCACUUUGAUUGUCAUUGUCUCUAUUGCGGGUUCCAUCGGUGCUAUCGCGAUUGGCUGGACUAUCAUUCGUAAAGUGAAGUUCAAGCCCUCCGCCGGAUUCGAGGACCGCAUGCAACCUAUCGACUGGCAGCCUACCAACGGCCCCGAUGAUAGGGAUGAUGUCCCAGGCGUUCACCGUAACGCUUCUGCCCGUUCUCACGGUUCCUUCCAAUCCGCCGGUCACAGUGAAGAGAACUUUGCUGGCCGCGGUAUGGGACCAGGAUAUGGUGGCAACGGUUCUGAUCAUGGUCACGGUAGCUCUGCACUCCAACCAAUUCCUGACCACGACUUCACUGCUGGUCCCAGUAUGGCACCUGUUGGCGGAUAUGCUGACUUGGCUCGCGGUACCACCCCUGCUCCUCAGAUGGGUGAACUUACUCGUGGUCCUAGUGUCACUCGUGGCUACGACGCAUACGGUGUACCGCUCCACCACCAAGGCGCAUACGACUACAAUGCAUCUGCCGGUGUUCGGUACUGAUCUCUUUUUCCAAUAUUGAGGAAGUGCGUUGAGGUGGCGGGAGAAUGGCGCUUGGAUGGUCUGCGCUGGGAGUGGAUGUGAUUUCGAGCCGUCAUUUGCCCGAUACCAGCUGUAUGCGUAACGAAACAGGAACGAUUGAGACAGUAUUGAUCCAGAUACCACGCUUUUAUAUUCUUCUAUCCCGGCCUCACUUUCGUUGAUAUUCGAGCUGGACAGCGAUAGUGGACUGGUGUUCGUAAUACCUUUUUUCCUACUGACUGUCCACCUUUCUUGUGCUUAGUCUCUUCUUAAAUCAUCGACCUUUUUUCAAUAAUUACGAGUCGUCGUUCGUCAUUUAUUGGAAGCUUGUUCAUCCUUCCAAUCGCUGGUCGUUUCAUUUCCCUCCUGUUAUCCCCUGUAUGUGUUCUUGUCACUUAUAUGAGAGCUUUUGUUUUCGAUAUGUUUCUCGCAAGCGAGACUUUAUUAUGAUUGUUACACAUUUUUGUGUCUGCAUUCCGAUGACGUUCGGGUCCGAACUA
Messenger RNA from Somion occarium, 2175 nucleotides. The record is from the annotation of a GenBank genome assembly. NCBI's taxonomy places the organism in Eukaryota, Fungi, Basidiomycota, Agaricomycetes, Polyporales, Cerrenaceae.